This is a messenger RNA of Tuber melanosporum (Perigord truffle), 220 nucleotides long. RefSeq lists its product as uncharacterized. The record is from RefSeq and is a predicted model, not a curated record. The transcript has a single exon. Bases 1 to 99 code for a protein of 32 amino acids. NCBI's taxonomy places the organism in Eukaryota, Fungi, Ascomycota, Pezizomycetes, Pezizales, Tuberaceae.
AUGCCAUGGUGCAGCGCUGGGAAGUUUGAAGAGUGGGGCAUGCUUCAAGUUAAUUGCGGAGGUUGCGCGGGACCCCGAAGAUGCGGUGCGAUAUCAUAAAGUACAGUACCCAGUGAUAGCCGGAGAGAAAAAGUGCGUGUAGGUGGAGGGAUAUCACAAGAGCAAUGGGAGGGGAACUUCUAAAGAAUUAAUGACCAAACAAACUACCGUAACGAACAAA